Molecule: messenger RNA, 654 nt
Organism: Prunus armeniaca (apricot)
Lineage: Eukaryota; Viridiplantae; Streptophyta; Magnoliopsida; Rosales; Rosaceae
Source: the annotation of a GenBank genome assembly
AUGGUGAUUGGAUUGGUUCUAAGGGCCUCUCAUGGGGAGAUUUCUUGGCGGGUUUGUGUUGCCUCUGCUGCUGCAAACAGGGGACAUGGGACCUCUGAAUUCAAUGGUGAAGUUGUUGCCACCGUUUGCGGUAUCGUCGAGCGCGUCAAUAAGCGUUGGAGAGUGGAGAUAAACUAUAGCCAUGAUGCAGUGUUGAUGCUUUCUUCAAUGAACUUACCUGACGGCAUCCAGGCUGAAGUUCGUGGUUUUCAACAUGAUGGUUUACAUCUCCAAGCAAGAAGUCAGAAGUAUGGAAAGCUUGGAAGGGGUCAAUUGCUGACAGUCCCUCCUUAUCUGGUGAAAAGACGCAAGCAGCACUUCCAUCAUUUAGAAAACUAUGCUAUUGACUUGAUAAUUGGCUGUAACGGAUUCAUCUGGGUUGGGGAACAUGUUCAAGUGACAGACGAUAUGGUAGUGGAUCAAGUGAACAAGUCUGAACAAGAUGAUGCCAAACCUGAUGAAAAUUCCAUUAGUCCCGAAGAUCAAGAGAAAAACUACACUCGGCAAGAGACAAGAGAGAACAUAUGCAGGGCUGCAAAUGCUGUCCGCGUAUUGUCUACUUUAGGCUUCAAUAUUACUGUAGAAGUAAUCACGGAGACGAGAAGGAGUCUGUAA